Molecule: messenger RNA, 866 nt
Organism: Cuscuta campestris
Lineage: Eukaryota; Viridiplantae; Streptophyta; Magnoliopsida; Solanales; Convolvulaceae
Source: the annotation of a GenBank genome assembly
CUCGCGCCUCUCAUCUCAAAACACUCCAAUCAUUCUUCAUCUUCGGCGGCCCCCCCUAGAGAGAGAUCAGAGAUGGGAAAGCACAUGAGAGAGGCCAAGAUCGCCGGCGACGUGGCGGUGAUGGACCUAUCGCAGCCCACAAUCGGCGUUCGCACCCGCGCCAGAACCCUAGCAUUACUGCGCCGACAAUCCUCCGCCCCGCCGCCGUCUAAUCCGGACUCGAGUUACCUCCAGCUCCGCUCCCGGCGGCUCCCGCUCCUCCUCGUAAAUCCGGAAAAAUCGCCCAGGCGUAACAGAAAAUACGGGCCAAGGGAGAGAUGCUUCCCGCAAGACCCGGGUUCCAGUAAUUCGGAUGCCCAUUCCAGUUCAAGGCCGGUCAGAGUGAGUUCGGGUUCUGUUGGGUCGGAUGGUUAUGAUUUGGGCAUGGAGGCUUCUUCCAAUGGUAGUGAACCAAUUCAGCCAAGAGACGACUGCUUAGCAAGAAGGGAGGCGAAUGAGGCGAUACAUUCGGUGACAGGAGAAUCGAUAGUAAAUCUUCCUUCGAGAUGGGAAAUGGAUGAAUUUUUCGUCCGCUCGGAGCAGCAACAAGAGGCUCUUUUCAUUGACAAGUAUAAUUACGACAUUGUGAAUGAUUUACCUCUACCGGGACGUUAUGAUUGGGUGAAAGUGAGCCAGUAAUUACCUGGACGCCAUGAAGUUUACCACUCUUCAGCCGUUUCCAUUGUCUUCUUCAACUAGUGUAAUCACAGUAACCUCUAGAUGUGUGUAGUUUAGUAACCAUUAGGUGUGUCGUUGUCAUUUAUGUGUAGUUUAACCUUUAGGUGAGUCAUUCAGUCAUUCUUGCGAAAUAAACUUCUUGUUCGACU